Molecule: messenger RNA, 1499 nt
Organism: Amaranthus tricolor (Joseph's coat)
Lineage: Eukaryota; Viridiplantae; Streptophyta; Magnoliopsida; Caryophyllales; Amaranthaceae
Product: protein DUF642 L-GALACTONO-1,4-LACTONE-RESPONSIVE GENE 1-like
Exons: 3
Coding region: 76-1194 (372 amino acids)
Source: RefSeq, a predicted model, not a curated record
CUCUUCUUUCCCACACUCCACUUCUAUUUUUCACUUAUUCGUUUUCUUCUUUAAUCUUUUAUUCUUUACAUAAUUAUGUUGAAGAUCACUGGAUACUUAGUGCUACUUUUAGCUUCAAGCUUCACUCUUUCGUUCGGAGGAUUACUUCCAAAUGGAAACUUUGAGAAAAGUCCAAGCUCAACACAACUGAGUGGGACCAAGGUAGAGGGAAAAUAUGCAAUUCCAAAUUGGGAAACCUUUGGAUUUGUUGAGUACAUAACAACAGGAACAAAACAACAAGACAUGGUUUUAGUAGUCCCUGAAGGCAAACAUGCAGUAAGACUAGGCAGUAAUGCUUCAAUUAAACAAAAAGUAGCUACUCAACCUGGCAAAUUUUAUGCCCUAACCUUCAGUUUUGCAAGGACAUGUGCCCAAGAAGAGGUCCUUAAUGUUAUUAUCACCCCUAGUUCUAAGGGUCACACUGGGAUUUUACCCUUACAGACUGUGUACACCAGUGUUGGGUUCGAUGCGUACGCCUGGGGUUUUCGGGCUGAGGCCAAUGUUGUCGAGAUUACCCUCCACAACCCGGGCCAGCCCGGUGAAGACCCGGCUUGUGGACCUCUUAUUGAUACCAUUGCUCUUACUAUUUUGGAAUCAGUUAAGCCUACUGGAGGUAAUUUGGUAAAGAACGGAGAUUUUGGACAAGGGCCCUAUGUAUUCCACACCUCAUCAUGGGGUGUCUUAAUCCCUCCAAACAUUGAGGAUAGUCACUCCCCAUUACCCGCAUGGAGGAUUGAGUCCCUUAAAGCCGUCAAAUACAUAGACUCCCUUCAUUUCUAUGUACCCGAAGGCCAAAGGGCAGUUGAGCUUGUUGGUGGCAAAGAAAGUGUGAUUGCACAAACCAUUAGAACCCAACCAGGAAAAUUAUAUGCCCUAACUUUCCUUGUUGGUGACGCCAAAAACGGGUGUGUGGGUCCCUUGGCUAUCGAGGUUUUCGCAGCCAAGGCGACCACAAAGGUCACCUACAACUCGAAAGGCAGAGGCGGGUUUACGAAAGGCAAGCUUGUGUUUAAGGCCGAGGAACGUACAACAAGCAUUAGGUUUUUGAGCUCAUUUUAUACCAUGACUAUUGAUGGGUCUAUGUGUGGGCCUGUUCUUGAUGAUGUAAAGGUUCUUCAUGCUAUACGUACCCCUAGGCAUGUUACAAAGGUGUAAUAAUUUAUAAAAUACUUUGUUAUUAUUAUGAUUGAUGCAAUUAUUCAUAUGAAAAAGUACCAUAUGACUUAUAAAUGGGAGAACUUUUUGAGUUAGUAUGGUGCAAAUUUAGAGACAGACUAGCUAGUACUUACUACUUUGUAGUAUGUAUUAAUUUUAUGUCAUCAUGAACCCCAUUUAGGAGGUUUUUUCAGGGUUUCUAGAUAUUAUAAUAUUAUUUUAAGAUGUUUUAAAAUUUAUGUAUCUAUUUGUUAUAUUUUAUUGAUUUGAUUGAUGAAAUAAAAUUAUUCAUUUGUUCCUAAUAA